AUGUCUAAAUCAAGAGGAAAUAAAUCAGGUGAUUUUUCGGGAUCUACUGCAAAAUCUGAUGAAAUUUUAAAACCUGAUGAUCUUAAUCGUAGCUUUUCUGAUUUUGUGACCUUCAUUCCGGAUGAGGAUAUUGAUGAAAGCUUAGAGGAAUGGAAAUAUAGUUUGAUUGGGCGAUUAGACCUAGUUAAGCUCAAAUUUUGGGUUGCUGAAUCAUCGUUGAGAAGGCAAUGGAAAACUUCAAGUAAAUUUCAACUAAUUCGAAUUGGAAAAGGUUACUUUAUUAUUAAGCUUGAGAAUGAAUUAUAUAUGAACUUAAUAUGGAAUGGAGAUUGGGAAGUUGAAUCACAAUAUCUUAAACUAAGAAAAUGGGAACCGAAUUUCAACCCUGAAACUCAUAAAACUUCUACGGCUUAUAUUUGUGUCCAACUUCCUGGGAUAAGCAUAAAAUAUUGUAAGGAGAAGAUUCUGAUGAAUAUUGGAAAGGCUUUGGGUAGACCAGUUAAGGUAGAUGAGACAACUCUUAAGAAGGAAGCAAGAUACUAUGCAAAUAUCCUGGUGGAAAUGGAUCUCGCAAAACAAAUUCCUAGCAAAAUAUGUGUUAAAUCUAAGUAUGGCAUAUUUGGUCAAGCAGUAAAUAUUCCUAAUAGGCCAAAGUUUUGUUAUCAUUGCAAGAUAGUAGGUCAUUACACAGGAGAAUGUAGAAAUAAAAGCAGGGAGCAGGAAUCAUCAUCUAGUGGAGCUUUCCCAGCUCUUUCAGUGGAGAAGCUACUAAGGGAAGAUGCUGCUGCUCCUGCCAUUAAUAAUACUAGCACAAUUAUACCUCCAAUUAGUAGACAAGCUUCAAGUGAAAAUGUUCCUAAAGUUAAACAGAAUACAAUACAUGGGAGCACAAUUACUACAAGACAACAAACUGCAAAUUUGGUGAUCAAUGGUGGAAAAAGAGAGUUUUUGAGAAGAAAUUCUUCUCAACCUCAAUCUUCUAAAUGA
This is a messenger RNA of Papaver somniferum (opium poppy), 987 nucleotides long. RefSeq lists its product as uncharacterized. Lineage: Eukaryota; Viridiplantae; Streptophyta; Magnoliopsida; Ranunculales; Papaveraceae. The transcript is spliced from 2 exons. The record is from RefSeq and is a predicted model, not a curated record. Gene Ontology annotation, molecular function: zinc ion binding; nucleic acid binding. The coding region runs from base 1 to 987 and encodes 328 amino acids.